Molecule: messenger RNA, 364 nt
Organism: Dipodomys ordii (Ord's kangaroo rat)
Lineage: Eukaryota; Metazoa; Chordata; Mammalia; Rodentia; Heteromyidae
Product: C-Jun-amino-terminal kinase-interacting protein 1-like
Exons: 2
Biological process (GO): regulation of JNK cascade
Cellular component (GO): cytoplasm
Source: RefSeq, a predicted model, not a curated record
UGCAGGCGGAGAUGCUGCAGAUGGACCUGAUCGAUGCAGCGGGGGACACUCCCGGCGCGGAGGACGACGAGGAGGACGAAGAUGAGGAGCGCGCGUCACGGCGGUCGGGAGCGGGGCCGCCCCAGGCCGAAUCAGGUCAGGAGCCGGCGCCCCGCGGCCAGGGCCAAGGCCAGGGCACGGGCAGCGGUGACACAUACCGACCCAAGCGGCCCACCACGCUCAACCUUUUCCCGCAGGUGCCCCGGUCUCAGGACACGCUGAAUAAUAAUUCUCUAGGCAAAAAGCACAGUUGGCAGGAUCGGGUGUCUCGAUCAUCCUCUCCCCUGAAAACAGGUGAGUCAAGACACUUUCCCUGGAGGUGGAG